AUGAUCAACUUCAAAAAUACUAAAUAUACUUGGAGUUCAAGAGAUAUUCAGCCUAUGCACACUGAUUGGCAUAACCCACAGCGUCCUGACCAGUAUAGUGAUAAAAAUCCCAUUGAUUACUUUGAUUGCAUGUUUGACGAUGUGGUUUUGAAUAUUCUUGUGGAAUUUACUAACUUAUAUGCUACAAAGAAUAAUAAAGAAGGUAAUGUGACAGCAAGGAAGAUGAAAUGUUUUUUGGGAAUACUGUUGUAUAGUGGAUACGUGGUUGUUCCUAGACAAAGUAUGUACUGGGAAAAUGCUUCAGACUGCAGUGUACCAUUUGUCUCAUCAGCUAUGGCAAGCGAUAGGUUUAAUUUUAUAGUAUCCCAUUUACAUUUUUGCAACAACUCGCAACUCAAUGAGAGAGACAAAUUUGCGAAGUUAAAACCUCUCUUUGAUGUGCUAAACUCGAAUUUUUUUAAGCAUGCUCCUUUACAUGAGUGUCACAGUAUCGACGAAGCUAUGGUCCCAUAUUACGGUGGGCAUCCAUGUAAACAGUUUAUAAUAUGCAAAUCCAUUAGAUGGGGCUAUAUGUUCUGGGUUGGAGCGACGUGUUUGGGCUACUUUUUAUGGUUUCAACCGUAUCAAGAACAAGGAUGCACCGAUACAAAAUACAAAAGUCUCGAAUUGGGUGUCAGUGUUGUAUUGCAGUAUGCUGAUGAGCUUCGUAAGAUAAAUGCAGAAGUUCCAUUCCAUCUGUUCUUCGACAACUUUUUUACAUCUAUCCCACUUAUAGAUGAACUUCGGACGCGCGGUCUGAAAGCUACACGCACCGUAAGAGAGAAUAGAGUGUACCAAAAUGCCCAUUGCCCACUAACAUUAAAAUCAAAAAAAAAAAUAACCGUGGGACGUACAAAUACAAAUCUACAAGAGCUGAAGAAAUUGUCGUCUGUAAGUGGAAUGAUAAUAGUGUAG
Molecule: messenger RNA, 954 nt
Organism: Parnassius apollo (apollo)
Lineage: Eukaryota; Metazoa; Arthropoda; Insecta; Lepidoptera; Papilionidae
Source: the annotation of a GenBank genome assembly